This is a messenger RNA of Exophiala aquamarina CBS 119918, 444 nucleotides long. RefSeq lists its product as uncharacterized. NCBI's taxonomy places the organism in Eukaryota, Fungi, Ascomycota, Eurotiomycetes, Chaetothyriales, Herpotrichiellaceae. The transcript has a single exon. Gene Ontology annotation, molecular function: structural constituent of ribosome. The record is from RefSeq and is a predicted model, not a curated record. Gene Ontology annotation, cellular component: mitochondrial large ribosomal subunit. Gene Ontology annotation, biological process: mitochondrial translation. Bases 1 to 444 code for a protein of 147 amino acids.
AUGCGUACCACCUCUCCAGUCCCCGUCUACCGGUCGACAAGAGAUACCCGGAAUGCUCCUCUGUGGAACCCGACCUCAAAGGACCUGUUGUCAGUGGAGGAUGACGAGGCUGGACGUUUAGCCGGUUUCAGAGCUAGAUUCGGACGCAGCUUUGAUGCAGCUUCGACGACUGCCACAGCCACCACGACAAAGACUGAUGACGCUGUCGAAGAUCCGGUUGAGACGGACCCUGUCAAAGCAGCAGUCGACAGCCAAGUUGAUACGAAAGGUCAUUCAACCGAAGCACUGCCCGGCCACGCAAGGCGGAAGCAGAGAAACAUUCAGUUUGAAGAUGAAAAGAAUGAGUUUGAGGAGGAUGAUAUGAACCUUCUGGACUUGAUCAACUCCUUUGGUCGCCAACAGGCGCAGCAACCGAGCAAUAAGGGGAAGGAUGAAAAUAAAUAG